AUGGAUUUCGGCAUGCUGGAGCCCCUCUGCGUCGCCCGUCAAAUCCCAGAUUACGACCUGCUCGAAGCGUCGGACCGGCGUGUGUUCUACAUGGAAGUCCACGUCAAGUUCGUGUACUUGGCCGAGCCUCCCAGCGCGCCGUCGGAUUGCCAAGGAGAUCGUUUGAUGCCCAAGGUCUCCCGCGAAGAGAGACACGAGUUCCGGAUCGACGCCGAUCAGCUGUCGCAAGAUGCCGACGUGGAGUGGUUCGUGCGGUAUAUGUUGACGACGGUGGGCGUGAUGUACAGCCCCCGCCACGAGUUCAUGGUACGGACGGUACUGUGCGGGGCGGCGUCCGUGGCGAGGGACGAGCGCAAUAGGGACGCAAAUGUUCUGCCGAUGAGGGUCUCUAUUUCGUGCGCCGACCCCUCCAUUCACCCAGAGCUGACGUCGACUGAGGAGGGGCAACUCGCUAUGGCCUACGACGAGGUCGAGGGUAUAGGCCCCAGCGAGGAUGAGGCCUACGAUGAGGGCGAGGAUAUAGACGCCGGCGAGGAUGAGGGGCUCGUGGUGGCCUUCGACGAGGGCGAGGAUAUGGACACCAGCGAGGACGAAGAGGAAGUAGCGAUGAUCGGGCCGUGGUUGAAGGGAUUGACGGAGGUUGAAGUGACGGAAGGAAGCACGGAUUGUGCGAUCUGCUGCGACGUCAUUCUUGCGGGUUCGAAGGGGAGCUCCAUGCCUUGUUGCCAUGUUUAUCACCGAGAAUGCAUCGCGAAGUGGCUCAAGAAGAGCAGGACUUGCCCGCUGUGUAGGUUCAAGUUGCCUUCAACAUACUAA
Messenger RNA from Syzygium oleosum, 816 nucleotides. RefSeq names its product E3 ubiquitin-protein ligase BIG BROTHER-like. Gene Ontology annotation, molecular function: ubiquitin protein ligase activity. Gene Ontology annotation, biological process: protein ubiquitination. NCBI's taxonomy places the organism in Eukaryota, Viridiplantae, Streptophyta, Magnoliopsida, Myrtales, Myrtaceae. The coding region runs from base 1 to 816 and encodes 271 amino acids. The record is from RefSeq and is a predicted model, not a curated record. Gene Ontology annotation, cellular component: cytoplasm. The transcript has a single exon.